AUGUCGUAUUCAUGGUUCGGGGCCCCUACCCCUUUCAAUGGCACCACGCCCAACGGCGGUGAUUCCGCCUCCGAAAACCUCAACCAAUGGUUCCAAUCAGGCGACCAGGCUUUUAUUCUGAUUGCAUCAUGCAUGGUCCUCAUCAUGAUCCCGGGCGUCGCCUUCCUCUACUCCGGCCUUGCCCGUAGAAAGUCGGCUCUAUCACUCAUAUGGGUGUGCAUGAUGUCCUCCAGUGUCGUCAUGUUUCAAUGGUACUUCUGGGGUUACUCAUUGGCGCUCAGCAGCACAGCGACCAACGGCUUCAUCGGCAACCUUCGACACUUUGGUCUCAUGAACACACUCGGUGCACCUUCUCCCGGCUCUCAACUCAUCCCUGAGCUCCUCUAUGCUUUCUACCAGAUGCAAUUCCUCGGCGUAACCGCAGCCCUCGUUGUUGGAGCCACCGCCGAACGUGGUCGCGUUGUCCCGGCAAUGGUCUUCAUCUUUAUCUGGGCAACACUGGUCUACUGCCCUCUCGCCUGCUGGGCUUGGAAUGUCAACGGUUGGGCCUUCAAGUACGGAGUGAUGGAUUAUGCUGGUGGUGGUCCCGUCGAGAUUGGAUCCGGUGUCUCGGCUCUAGCUUAUUCUUGGGUUCUCGGCCGACGUAACGAGAAGAUGAUGCUCAACUUCCGUCCUCACAACAUCUCCCUGAUUACCAUCGGUACCGUCUUCCUCUGGUUCGGCUGGCUCGGCUUCAACGGCGGAUCUGCUUUCGGCGCCAACCUUCGUGCCGCCAUGGCGUGCUGGAACUCGUGUCUCACGGCCGUGUUUGCGGCCGUGACCUGGACCCUUCUCGAUUACCGCCUGGCCAAGAAGUGGUCGCUCGUCGGCUGGUGUUCCGGUACCAUCUCGGGUCUCGUCGCCGCUACUCCCGCUUCCGGUUAUAUCCCUCCCUGGGCCAGCAUCAUUCUCGGAGUCGUUACUGGAGUCGUUUGUAACUUCGGCACUAAGAUCAAGUUCAUGAUCGGCAUCGAUGACGCUCUCGAUAUAUUCGCUGAACACGCUCUUGGAGGCGUUGUGGGUCUGAUCUUCAACGGUUUCUUUGCUGCGGAUUACAUCAUUGGCUUGGAUGGCGUCAACCAGGAAAUCCCCGGCGGCUUUAUCAACCACAACUAUAAGCAGUUGUACAUUCAGAUCGCCUACGUUUGCGCCACUAUGGGAUAUUCUUUCGUCAUGUCUGCUCUCCUCGCCAAGGCCGUUGACAUGAUCCCAGGUCUACACCUCCGCGCUUCCGAAGAAGCCGAGCUCCUGGGCAUGGAUGAUGACCAGCACGGCGAGUUUGCUUACGACUACGUUGAGGUUCGCCGCGAUUACCUGGCAUGGACACCAGCAGAGAAAGAGCAGAGGCAAGACGGCGACAUCAUCGUUCCUCAGCACGGCAUCGAAGGGCAUCAGGACCUGUUGAGCAGCUCUCGCCACGGAGCCAACAUGUCCGAAUUCCCACACCAUGAAGAGGAGGACCCGCGAGAGAAGGCGGGCUCGACCUCGGAAUAA
This is a messenger RNA of Neurospora tetraspora, 1533 nucleotides long. Its product is annotated as ammonium transporter MEP1. Gene Ontology annotation, biological process: ammonium transmembrane transport. The transcript has 4 exons. NCBI's taxonomy places the organism in Eukaryota, Fungi, Ascomycota, Sordariomycetes, Sordariales, Sordariaceae. Gene Ontology annotation, cellular component: plasma membrane. The coding region runs from base 1 to 1533 and encodes 510 amino acids. Gene Ontology annotation, molecular function: ammonium channel activity. The record is from RefSeq and is a predicted model, not a curated record.